UCCGAAUCUCAGUUCAUGAACUCACAGUAAUCUUCUUAUACAUGUGUCGAAGACUCGUUGAAGAUACGUCUCCACUAUUGCUUCCAUUAAACUCUAGAUUCGCCUUUUCAUUUUCAUCAUUACGUAACUACUGUACUUGACCUGGCUAUGGCGGCGGAAAAAGAAGAAUUUCUCAGAGAGUUCGGCGAACACUACGGCUAUCCAAACGGCCCCAAAACCAUUGAUCAAAUUCGUGCUACUGAAUUCAAGAGAUUACAAGAUACUGUAUACUUGGAUCAUGCUGGUGCUACUUUAUACUCCGAGAUGCAAAUGGAGUCGGUUUUUAAGGAUCUCACUAGUAAUGUAUAUGGAAAUCCUCAUAGCCAAAGUGACUCCAGUUCUGCGACUUCUGAGAUUGUGAGCGCUGCCCGCCAACAGGUCCUUAAAUACUGCAAUGCAUCUCCCAAAGACUAUACCUGUAUAUUCACAUCUGGGGCAACGGCAGCGUUGAAACUGGUUGGAGAGGCUUUUCCAUGGAGUUGUAACAGUAAUUUUAUGUAUACAAUGGAGAAUCAUAACAGUGUUCUUGGAAUAAGAGAAUAUGCUCUUGGUCAAGGAGCUACAGCUGUUUCUGUAGAUAUUGAAGAAGAUGUGCAUCCUAGAAUAACAAGAGAAACUGUUUCUACAAAGAUAUCACUGCACCAAGAACAAAGGAGAAAAGUGGUUGGAUUGCCGGAGGGAGAGCCAACAGGUGAUGUGUAUAAUUUGUUUGCCUUUCCCUCAGAGUGCAAUUUCUCAGGGUUGAGAUUUGACCUUGACUUGGUGAAUAUUAUCAAGGAAGACUCGAGCAGGUUUUUUGGAUUUUCUUCAAUUUGCAAAAAUAAACAGUGGUUGGUCUUGAUUGAUGCUGCGAAGGGAUGUGCUACCAUGCCACCUGAUCUGUCCAAGUAUCCUGCAGAUUUUGUUGCAAUCUCAUUUUACAAGCUGUUUGGCUAUCCAACUGGGCUUGGAGCUCUCAUUGUUCAAAAUGAUGCUGCCAAGUUACUGAAGAAGACUUAUUUUAGUGGAGGAACAGUUGCUGCAUCAAUUGCUGAUAUUGAUUUUGUUAAAAGAAGGGAAGGUAUUGAAGAGCUGUUUGAGGAUGGCACUGUUUCAUUCCUUAGCAUAGCAUCUAUCCGCCAGGGCUUUAAAAUCCUGGAUUCUCUAACUGUAUCAGCAAUAUCACGACAUACCACAUCUCUUGCAUUGUAUGCAAGGAAAAUGCUUUUGGCCCUGAGGCAUGAGAAUGGAUCUAACCUCUGCAUCCUAUAUGGACGCCAUAAUUCAAUGGGACAUCGUUAUGAAAUGGGUCCAAUAGUUUCGUUCAACCUCAAAAGACCAGAUGGCUCUUGGUAUGGAUAUCGGGAAGUUGAAAAGCUAGCAUCUCUUUCGGGAAUUCAGCUAAGGACAGGAUGCUUUUGCAAUCCAGGUGCAUGUGCAAAAUACCUGGGCUUGUCUCAUGUGGAUCUUAUUACGAAUACUGAGGCUGGCCACGUUUGUUGGGAUGAUCAUGAUAUAAUCAAUGGAAAACCUGUUGGAGCUGUAAGAAUAUCCUUUGGCUACAUGUCAACAUAUGACGAUGCCAAGAAAUUUGUUGAUUUUGUGGCAAGUUCCUUCAUGUCCCCUCAAAAUCACAUUGAGCAUGGGAAUCAAUUGAAAGGGCUUGAGAAAGGGGUCCUGGAUGCUAGUUAUUAUCUCAAAUCAAUUACAAUAUAUCCAAUAAAAUCCUGUGGAGGUUUCAGUCCAAAAAGUUGGCCUCUUAGCGACAAUGGCCUAAAACAUGAUCGGGAGUGGGUUCUCAAAAGUCUCAGUGGUGAAAUUCUUUCACUGAAAAAGGUUCCUGAAAUGGGGUUUAUAAGCCCCUUCAUUGACCUCAGUCAGGGAAUGUUGUUUGUAGAGUCUCCACGUUGUAAAGAAAGAUUGCAAAUCAGGCUUGAGUCAGUUUAUGAUGGUGAGAUUGAGGACAUUCAGCUGUAUGGUCAGAGGUAUAAGGUGUACAAUUACAGCACUGAGACUAAUGCAUGGUUUAGUGAAGCUGUUGGUAAACCUUGCACGUUGUUACGAUAUUCUAGUUCCAAUCAUGAUUUUGUUUUGAAAAAGACCAAAGGUGCAGUCACAUGCAGAGAUGCAAGGAGUGCCGUCAGUUUUGCAAAUGAAGCACAAUUGUUACUUGUAUCUGAGGAAAGUGUUUCUGACUUAAAUAGAAGGUUAAAUUCAGAUUCAGGUGUACAGAAGAGCAUAGGUGGAACAACAAUGCAAGUCAAUGCGAGUAGGUUUCGUCCCAACCUUGUGGUAUUUGGAGGCAGACCUUACGAUGAAGAUGAAUGGAGUGAUAUUAGGAUUGGGAAUAAGUAUUUUAGAUCACUAGGGGGAUGUAAUCGAUGCCAGAUAAUCAAUCUUGCAUUAAGUGAUGGACAAGUGCAAAAGUCAAAGGAACCUUUGGCAACUUUAGCAUCAUAUAGGAGAGUUAAGGGAAAGAUUGUAUUUGGCAUACUACUGAAGUAUGAUGGAGAACAGCAACAAGGUGAGUCCUGGCUUCAUGCAGGGCAGGAUGUACAUCCAGAGUAAAGUGUGCAAUUUGUACAUAUAAUCAUACACGCAAACCCUCAAUUCAUGUUUUCUCGAACUCUAUAUAUAGGAAGCUUGUUGAAAAGUUGUAUAUUUUUUUAUUUUGAUGUUGUACAAAUCCUUCGGAGGAUACUUUUUUUGGGUACAUCGGAAAGAUAAAUUUCACCCUCCAGGAUUGAUCCCUGGACCUCCCCCACCCAACCCAUAUGUCCUCCAGCUCUUACCAUUUGAGCUAUCAUUCGGGUACCCUUAGGAUGAUACUUAGCAAGAUGCAUAUUGUCCAUAAUUAUUUGUUGUAUUGUAUAUUGAGAACAGAAAAAUCAAUAAUAAAUACAAUAAAAGGUGUUUAUGUUGUAAUUUGAUUCUGCCACCCUACUAACCUUGAAUCUUGGGGGCAGUAGUGAUCAUGGAUUUGUAUCAAUCGAUUCAGUUCAGUAAAUUUCCUUAUUCUAACA
Molecule: messenger RNA, 3041 nt
Organism: Lotus japonicus
Lineage: Eukaryota; Viridiplantae; Streptophyta; Magnoliopsida; Fabales; Fabaceae
Product: molybdenum cofactor sulfurase
Exons: 22
Coding region: 148-2586 (812 amino acids)
Biological process (GO): Mo-molybdopterin cofactor biosynthetic process
Molecular function (GO): pyridoxal phosphate binding; molybdenum cofactor sulfurtransferase activity; molybdenum ion binding
Source: RefSeq, a predicted model, not a curated record